CUCUUCGACUAUUUGUGUAUCUUUUCCACAGGUGACAGAUCAGUCAGUGAAAGCUUUUGCUGAGCAUUGUCCAGAGCUACAGUAUGUUGGUUUCAUGGGCUGCUCUGUAACAUCGAAAGGAGUCAUUCACCUCACCAACCUAAGAAAUCUUUCCAGCUUGGAUCUGCGUCAUAUCACAGAACUGGACAAUGAAACCGUGAUGGAAAUAGUAAAGAGAUGCAAAAACCUUAAUUCUCUCAAUCUGUGUCUGAACUGGAUCAUUAAUGACAGAUUUGCAGAACAUCUGGAGGUUGUUCAGAGUAAGCUAUGGUUGCGACUUCGAGGCAAAUAUGCGGUAUCUGCAUGGCACAGUAAAACAGCGAGUAAUACUGGUUGGUGAACUUGUAGUAGUUAUCAUUAACUGCCAUCAGAGUUUUGAUCAGUGAUGUGGGGAAGAUAAGCAUUAUGUACACCUCCCUGAGCUUUCAGCAGAGAUGGGAAGUCUGGUUUUGUUCUAAUUAUACUGCUUUUGAGAAUACUGGCCUUCUGUACAGUGCUUUCAUGAAAUAUCAUGGUGGGUAAUCCAUAGUAAAUGCUGUAAUAAGACAGUCUCCCCAUACUCUAGUGAUAAAGACUUGUGAGAAGCCUAAGGUGGAGGAACUUUGACAUACAGAUUUCAACGAGGGUCAGGAAGUCAAAGUAUGUAAGAAAUUCAAAGGAAACGUGGUAGAUGGUUGAAGGCCAGACCAUAAGCCUGGAUGCCAAAAUGUUUGUGCAGCAGCACAGUCAGGAGAAAGGAACAUUUUCUGCUUUGAAGAGGCUCAUAUACUUUGUUCUGCUGGGUCACUAAUGCAGCAACAUUUUCUCAGGAUUGGGCAUCAUACUUGUAGUCAUAGAGCAUAUAGGGAGUUCUGCGUUGUUAGUUAGCAGAAUAAAUUGUUAAUGUGGCCUUCCAUAAGUUAGAAAAGUAUUUAAAUGAUGUGUGUUGACUGCCUAUCAUGAGUUCACAUGAACCCAUGUAAUCAGCCUUGGGAGUGUCUGCUAAGGUCUGGAUGUGUUUUGCAUGGAGGACACAGUGCUGAAGAUGAUCUCAGUGGGUGAUUAGCUGAUUGUGUUUAGUCUCAGAGCUGCUGGUGUAUAUGAAUGCCCCAACAUUUCAUCAGCAAACAUAAGCAUCAGAAUAGUAGCUCAGCUCUUACAGUAUGUUUUUUAUAACAUGCAGGAUUAGUGAAUGCUAAAAUCAUUUUCAAGAAAGAUAAUCAAAUUAGUCUUCUCUUCCUGGCACUAUAAGUCUCUGCAUUUUAAGUGUGAAAAUUAUUUUAAUAAAAUUACUGCUAAAAAUAUGUAUA
Neopsephotus bourkii (Bourke's parrot) is the source of this 1328-nucleotide messenger RNA. Its product is annotated as F-box/LRR-repeat protein 17-like. The transcript is spliced from 3 exons. The coding region runs from base 95 to 379 and encodes 94 amino acids. NCBI's taxonomy places the organism in Eukaryota, Metazoa, Chordata, Aves, Psittaciformes, Psittacidae. The record is from RefSeq and is a predicted model, not a curated record.